AAAUCUGAUUUUUCUGACUCCUCUCACCUCUUUCAGUUUGUACGGUGCCUCCUGGUCCUGUGACGGUCGCAGAAAACAACACGGCUGACGUCCAGUUGGUUAAAAUCAUCUCCAACAGUGAUGUAAUACUGACAGUCGACGUGAACCCUGACGAUCUGUUUUACCUGAAAGGGAACGCCUUGAUGGUGAAGAAAGGACUGGACUAUGAGUCAUUGUCCACUUCAACUCUGGUGGUUUGGGUUCGGUGCAGCAGAGCAGGCUCCACAUCAGUGAGAGAGUCUGUUGAAGUUUUGGUUGAAAAUGUGAACGAUAACCCUCCGAACUUUGCACAAAACCACUACAUACUAGAAGUGAAUGAGCUCACUGCGGUCAACACCAGCAUUGGACUGAUAGAAGCUACAGAUGUGGACUCAGAGCCGCUGUACUACCGCUUAGAGUCUGCAACGGAUAAAUAUUUCCGCCUGGAGAACAUCAACACACCGAAGAUACUCGUCAAAAGCAUCAUAGACUACGAUGUCGUACAAAAGAUCUCUCUGGUUUUACAUGUGCAGGACACGUUCAACGGUUCAGCCUCCAACGAGCCCUUCUUCACGUCCGUGGCCUCCAUCACGGUGCACGUGAAGGACGUCGAUAACCGGCCGCCGUGGUUUCAGCCGUGUACGAGGACCAACUUGGGAAUCGCCAAACUGUGUGUGAGCGGCGGCUACAGAGGCAAAGUCAAUCUGACCGAGAAAGAGGAAGGGCCGUUGGUGCUGGAGCCCGGCCCGGUGUUCGCCAGAGACGGAGACAAGAACAGGAGCGAACACAUCAGCUACAGAAUACUCAGAGGAAACGAGGGAAAUAUAUUCCAGAUUGAUGAGGAAACAGGAAACAUCACCAUGGCUAAAGCUGCUGAUAUUGUCGGUCCAAUAUCUCUCACUGUUCUGGCGUCGCAGGUGACCAACAGGGAUCAGUUCGCGGUGACGCAGGUGACCAUCGAUGUGAUGAAGAAGAGCAGGAACCCUCCUCGCUUUGAGAAGGAACGAUACGAGGGAUUUAUCUAUAGCAACUCCGUCCCUGAGAGCAUGAUCCUCCGAGACCGCAGCACCAACCGGCCCUUCAGGGCCCGAGCCCGGGACGAGGACUUCGCCACUGGUUUGAAUCCAGAUGUGAAGUACGAGGUGCAGUACAGCAGCUACGUCAACGUGACUUCAGACGGUUUUGUGAUCCUGAAGAGAGUUGUGAAGACAGAGUCCUUCGCGCUUCAGCUCAGAGCAGUGGACUCGACGACGGGGGAGUUUGGUACAGCAGCCCUCUCUGUUCAGGUCAUACCUGCGGUCGCCAUCCCGUCUCCUUCAAACGUUGGCUACCGUGCGGGGGACAUGGCGCUCCUGGGGCUGAUCAUGGCGGCCGUGCUGGUCCUCUGCUUCAUUGUGAUUGGCUUCUUGAUUUCCCGCUUGUGGAAGGGAAACACCAGCAUGGACAAAAUAUGUGAGUGUUUUGGCUCCUGUCUGAGGUCCGACCAGCCCCGCACCGGCCACAGAGACUCCCUGCAGUACACCAACGACGGCUUCCAGAACGAGGCCGACCAGAGCCGCGGGGGAUCCAGGCGCUGGAACAACGCUAUCCCCAGACGGAGCACCUUCCCCCAGGGCCGGAGCCGGGUCAUCCCCCUGGAGAGACGGAGCCGCCACUGCUCCUCCUGCGGCGUCUUCACCAACCACGUCCCCAAAGGGAGCCCCUCGGUGAGGCCCUCCAGGAGAGGCAGAGGAGACGGGGACGAGUACAGCAUGAGGUCCAUCUUGACCAGGAAGAAAAGGAAGGAGGGGCAGAAGCAGGUGUGGUUCAAGGAGAGCGAGGACUCCUCGGACAUCGAGGUGGAGAUUAUUCCGGACACUGUGGGCCGGGUGGAGGAGGAGACUGAGGAGGAGUUGGAAGGGGAGGUGGAGAUGGAUGGAGUUGUCAGAGACCCGGCAGCCCCACGGAGAGAGUCUGACGGCGGGGAGGAGAGCCAGGGCACAGAACCCAAUGACGAUGGAAAUACCAACUCAGACAGAGAGAAGAGAGGCCAGGAGCAGGAGGGCUGACAGCAGAGGUCAGAGGUCAAACUCGAGUCAGAGGGAAAUGUUCAUGAAACUGAGCAGAACGCUGUUUGUUUUCUUGUCACUUUUUGGAUAUUACAGCCUCCAGCAGAGGUGUCAGCAGUCCAGGAUGAAGAUUCAACAUCUCGGGAUAUUUGCCAAACCUCAACAACAGAUUCAAGCAUCCAUAAAGUAUUUAUUUGCUACUGUGAGUAUCUUAGAAUAGUGUUUAAAAAUAUAUAGGUUUGACUAGCAUUGGCCGACAUGACGAUAUAUUCUGUGAAAUGAUGAACAGAACUUUCUAUGACUUUUUAUCGAUGACCCUUUGAAGGAUAAUUGCAGAAUUAUACAACUUGGGUCUUAUUUUCAUAGUUUUGGUCUCAGUUGGUAAUAACAAACUCAUCAAGUUAACUGAAGAUAUUGCAGCGACAUCGCUACAACAAAUUUAAACGUGGUAAAAAACACAAGCAGUCAGACGAUCAGACAGGUUUUAAACACACCACAGGUUAACCAAAAAGGUGGAAAACAAAAGUGAAUGUUAUAACAUCCAUCACAAUUUACAGAUGGACAUCCUGUGUCAACUUUGACCUGACGUAGUUGCCACAGUUUUCCUGUGCAGCGAGGAAUUAUUACCAAUAUUUCAGUUGUGCUCAGUUUCAGUUUGGAAUAACUGGCAUGAAUUAUUGUCCACACGCCCCAUCAAUACACACACACACACACACACACACACACACUGGUAGAUAAAGAUGCAUUUUCACAAAUCAUAAAAACGAAGCUUUUUGUGUCAGAUGAGACUCAGCAACACUCAGAAAGUGUCGUCACACAUAUUUCAUGUAGUGCUGAAGGAAAGAACACAGUACAAGAUGCAGCAAGUUCCAAAAUAAUAAUCUAUAAAGUUAAACUGUAUACUUAUUAUUCAGCUUUUUUUGCACAUCAUAUCGUUUGAAUGUGUUUGCUGGCCUGGUGCUGGUCUUGGUUUAUUUACAACUUGCCAGAUCGUCUGACUUUUAGUGUUUUUGCCCUUGAUGACAUCUUUGUAGGAUGUUGCUGUGAUCUCAACAAUAACUUUGGUGAGUACAAUGUUAUUAUAACAGACAAAACUAAAGUAAAACCCAAGUUACAAUAAACCAGAAUUAUCUUUUAAUAGCUCUGGUUUCAUUAGACCUGUGGGCAAUGUCACAAAUUGAUAAGAACCCUUUUUUCAAGUUCUAACUAGCUUUAUUAGUGGUUAAUAAAUCAUUUAUUAAUGCCUCAUAGAUACAGUAUUAAAAGAAAAUACUAUUUUGGUUGCCAGGUUUCACUUUCUAAUAAGCCAUCAGCAAAAGUUUAUAUUCUAAAUGUAUUAUAAAUGUUAGUAAGUUAUUAAUAAUCUACUCCUAUAAUAAUCUAUUAAAUCUGCAGUUAUAAAUGUUAAUAAGUUGUUUAAUGAGAGCUAGCAGCUCUGUGAAGCUGUAUAUAGGCACAGUGAUGCUUUCAGGUAAGAAUGCUAACAUGCUGAUGUUUUUUAGUUAAUGUUUACUAUAAUGUUCACCAUCUUAGCUUAGCGCGUUAGCAUGCUAACAUUUGCUAAUCAGCGCUAAAUAAAGUACAGCUGAGUCUGAUGGGAAACUAAGUGCUAGCAUCCUCUGCAGCUCUUUUAAAGAAAGUCAGAGGUAAAAAGGUCCAUUAAAGAGAUUUUAUUUUAAACCUGGCAACCCAAAAAUUGUUCUUAUUCAUACCUUAUACCUGAUUUAUAAAGCAUUGAUAAAUUAUUUAUUAACCAUUAAUAGGAGUGCCUUUCUAGAAAGUGUUGGAGUCAUUUAAAUGUUUUGCAUGUGUUUAACUCAGUUUAUUAUCCAAAAACAGACAUUCCCAUUUUCUCAUGUUAUUGGUUUGUUUAUUCCUUUUUUUUUUAAUUGAGUUCCUUGGAAAUUUACUACAUCACAAUAUACAGUAGCCUGUCAUUAUUACUAUAUAAAAUGACAUGGACCAAGAUAGAUUUUGUCCAUAUCACCCACUCCUACUUCCAGUCAGGUCAGGACGACAGAUGACAACAUGAGUCAACCAAAGGGCCCCAAAACUGAUGGAUGUUUCUGUCUGCGGUGACGGCGGUCGCUGUAGUGCUGUUAUGAUUUCUGUCUCACUCUGCACAUAUUCUGUACAAACGUUACUAAACUGAACCAGUAGUGUUUGGAUUUUACAGUGAGAGAAAUAUGUGAAGACAAACUGUAUCUACUGAAUACUAAACAGCUGAGAAGACUUUUAUAUGUGGACUGUAUUUUAUUGAGCAGGUUAAGUACAAUAACUACUGUUAUGGAUAAAUCUUUGGUUAAUGUAUAUUUGACUUUUUGUACAUUAGAGUGAUGAUGAUGUAGAAAGAAUAAUAAAGUUUGAAGGAUUUGUUGAG
This is a messenger RNA of Thunnus maccoyii (southern bluefin tuna), 4446 nucleotides long. RefSeq names its product cadherin-related family member 5a (gene cdhr5a). The transcript is spliced from 13 exons. Gene Ontology annotation, molecular function: cadherin binding; calcium ion binding. Gene Ontology annotation, cellular component: membrane; adherens junction; catenin complex. Gene Ontology annotation, biological process: calcium-dependent cell-cell adhesion; cell morphogenesis; multicellular organism development. NCBI's taxonomy places the organism in Eukaryota, Metazoa, Chordata, Actinopteri, Scombriformes, Scombridae. The coding region runs from base 183 to 2066 and encodes 627 amino acids. The record is from RefSeq and is a predicted model, not a curated record.